AUGGGCUCGGGGCGCGUGCCCGGGCUCUGCCUGCUCGUCCUGCUGGUCCACGCCCGCGCCGCGCAGCACAGCAAAGCCGCGCAAGAUGUGGAUGAAUGUGUGGAGGGGACUGACAACUGCCACAUCGAUGCGAUCUGCCAGAACACCCCACGGUCCUACAAGUGCAUCUGCAAGUCUGGCUACACAGGGGAUGGUAAACACUGCAAAGAUGUGGAUGAGUGUGAACGAGAAGAUAAUGCAGGUUGUGUGCACGACUGUGUCAACAUCCCUGGCAAUUACCGAUGCACCUGCUAUGAUGGAUUCCACCUGGCACAUGACGGACACAACUGUCUGGAUGUGGACGAGUGUGCCGAGGGCAAUGGUGGCUGUCAGCAGAGCUGUGUCAACAUGAUGGGCAGCUAUGAGUGCCACUGCCGGGAGGGCUUCUUCCUCAGCGACAACCAGCACACCUGCAUCCAGCGGCCGGAAGAAGGAAUGAAUUGCAUGAACAAGAACCACGGUUGUGCUCACAUUUGCCGGGAGACACCCAAAGGGGGUAUUGCCUGUGAAUGCCGCCCUGGCUUCGAGCUCACCAAGAACCAACGGGACUGUAAACUGACGUGCAACUACGGUAAUGGCGGCUGCCAGCACACGUGCGAUGACACAGAGCAGGGUCCCCGGUGCGGCUGCCAUGUCAAGUUCGUGCUCCAUACCGACGGGAAGACGUGCAUCGAGACCUGUGCGGUCAACAACGGGGGCUGUGACAGUAAGUGCCACGAUGCAGCCACGGGCGUCCACUGCAGCUGCCCCGUGGGCUUCAUGCUGCAGCCAGACAGGAAGACCUGCAAAGACAUAGACGAGUGCCGCUUGAACAAUGGAGGCUGUGACCACAUUUGCCGCAACACAGUGGGCAGCUUUGAAUGCAGCUGCAAGAAGGGCUAUAAGCUUCUCAUCAAUGAGAGGAACUGCCAGGAUAUAGACGAGUGUUCUUUUGAUCGAACCUGUGACCACAUAUGUGUCAACACACCAGGAAGUUUCCAGUGCCUCUGCCAUCAUGGCUACCUGCUGUAUGGUGUCACCCACUGUGGGGAUGUGGAUGAGUGCAGCAUCAACCGCGGAGGUUGCCGAUUCGGCUGCAUCAACACUCCGGGCAGCUACCAGUGUACCUGUCCCGCCGGCCAGGGCCGGCUGCACUGGAACGGCAAAGAUUGCACAGAGCCGGUAAAAUGUCAAAGCAGUCCUGGUGCCUCGAAAGCCAUGCUCAGCUGCAACCGGUCUGGCAAGAAGGACACCUGUGCCCUGACCUGCCCCUCCCGGGCCCGGUUUUCGCCAGAGUCUGAGAAUGGCUUCACGGUGAGCUGUGGCACCCCCAGCCCCAGGGCCACUCCAGCCCGAGCUGGCCACACCGGGAACAGCACAAACUCCAACCACUGCCAUGAGGCUGCAGUGCUGUCGGUUAAACAGCGGGCCUCCUUCAAGAUCAAGGAUGCCAAGUGCCGCCUGCACCUACGAAACAAAGGCAAAAUGGAGGAGGCCAGCAGGAUCCUGGGGCAAGGUGGUGCCCCCUGCUCUGACUGCCAGGUCACCUUCAUCCACCUCAAGUGUGACUCCUCUCGGAAGGGCAAGGGCCGGCGGGCCCGGACCCCUCCAGGCAAGGAGGUCACUCGGCUCACCCUGGAACUGGAGGCAGAGGUCAGAGCCGAAGAAACCACAGCUACCUGUGGACUCCCCUGCCUCCGACAGCGAAUGGAACGGCGGCUGAAAGGGUCCCUGAAGAUGCUUAGAAAGUCCAUCAACCAGGACCGCUUCCUGCUGCGCCUGGCAGGCCUUGAUUAUGAACUGGCCCACAGGCCGGGCCCAGGAGCUGGGGAGCGAGCAGAGCUGGUGGAGACCUGUAGGCCUGGGCAGCACCGCGCUGGGGCUAAGUGUGUCAGCUGCCCGCAGGGAACGUAUUACCACGGCCAGAUGGAGCAGUGUGUGCCAUGCCCAGCGGGCACCUUCCAGGAGAGAGAAGGGCAGCUCUCCUGCGACCUUUGCCCUGGGAGUGAUGCCCACGGGCCUCUCGGAGCCACCAACAUCACCACAUGUGCAGGUCAGUGCUCACCUGGCCAGUACUCUGUAGACGGGUUCAAGCCCUGCCAGCCAUGUCCACGGGGCACCUACCAACCUGAAGCAGGACGGACCUUGUGCUUCCCAUGUGGUGGGGGCCUCACCACCAAGCAUGAGGGGGCCAUCUCCUUCCAAGACUGUGACACCAAAGUCCAGUGCUCCCCUGGUCACUACUACAACACCAGCAUCCAUCGCUGUAUCCGCUGUGCCAUGGGCUCCUAUCAGCCCGACUUCCGUCAGAACUUCUGCACCCGCUGUCCAGGAAACACGAGCACUGACUUUGAUGGCUCCACCAGCGUGGCCCAGUGCAAGAAUCGCCAGUGUGGUGGGGAGCUGGGUGAGUUCACUGGCUACAUCGAGUCCCCCAACUACCCGGGCAACUACCCAGCUGGCGUGGAGUGCAUCUGGAACAUCAACCCCCCACCCAAGCGCAAGAUCCUUAUCGUGGUACCCGAGAUCUUCCUGCCAUCUGAGGAUGAGUGUGGAGACGUCCUCGUCAUGAGAAAGAACUCCUCCCCAUCCUCCAUCACUACCUAUGAGACCUGCCAGACCUACGAGCGGCCCAUUGCUUUCACGGCCCGCUCCAGGAAGCUCUGGAUCAACUUUAAGACAAGCGAGGCCAACAGCGCUCGUGGCUUCCAGAUCCCCUAUGUUACCUAUGAUGAGGACUAUGAGCAGCUAGUAGAAGACAUUGUUCGAGAUGGCCGGCUCUAUGCGUCUGAAAACCACCAGGAGAUUUUAAAGGACAAGAAGCUCAUCAAGGCCUUCUUUGAGGUGCUGGCCCACCCCCAGAACUACUUCAAGUACACAGAGAAGCACAAGGAGAUGCUGCCAAAAUCCUUCAUCAAGCUACUCCGCUCCAAAGUUUCCAGCUUCCUGAGGCCCUACAAAUAGUGCCCCUAAGCCCAAGACCCAGGUUUUAAAGCCCCCAAACUCCUUAGCCCUCAGAGCCGGCAGCCCCCACCCCCAGAUGAGGAACUCUUUCCUCUCUUUCUUUUUGGAGGAAAAAAAAAAUCACUAUAGACAAAGCACUCUUUCUUUCUGUCUCUCUAGCUUCCUUUCCUGUCUCUGCCUCUCUCUUUCUCCCUCUCUCUUACUGUGGUCUCCUUUCCUACAGGCUACCUGGAAAAGCCAUUUAAGCGCUGGCUCUGUUUCCCCUGAGGGGUAAAAGAACAGUGUCCCCUUCCCCUUCCCGGCCACACUGCCCAUUUUACUAGCUCACAUCCUUGGCCUCCAUCAGCUUGGGAGGGUGCUAGAGGCCCAUGAAAGAAGUGGGGAAUGGGGCGGGGGAAGAAGGGCUUCUGCCAUUUUAGGGUUGUGCCUUGCUAGUCAGGAGCCAAACGUCCCCUGGCUGUGCCCCCCAGGGUGAUUCUAACAACCCAGGGUUCUGCCAAAGAAGCCUUUGACUUACAGGCUUAAUGCCAGCACUGGUCCUCUGGGGCACGUGGUUCGAGCCCUGGACUGUCCACUCAGCUGGCUUUCUUGUCUAUAUAGCUUCUCUCCUUCUUCCCCCACGUCUGCUUGGGGUCCAAUCCAUGAGGGCUUACAAAAGGCCCAUAGCACUGGGCUAGUGGACAGCAGCUGAAUGAGGAAGAGCAGCAGGCAUUACCAUGUUGAAUGUGCCGCUGUCACCCCCCAACAGAAAGACUAUAGCUCUGCAGGACAGAAACCAGGUUUUAAAGCAUCACCAAAAAAAAAAAAAAAA
Messenger RNA from Odobenus rosmarus divergens (Pacific walrus), 3793 nucleotides. RefSeq names its product signal peptide, CUB domain, EGF-like 3 (gene SCUBE3). The transcript has 22 exons. NCBI's taxonomy places the organism in Eukaryota, Metazoa, Chordata, Mammalia, Carnivora, Odobenidae. Gene Ontology annotation, molecular function: calcium ion binding. Gene Ontology annotation, biological process: signal transduction. Gene Ontology annotation, cellular component: cell surface. The coding region runs from base 1 to 2982 and encodes 993 amino acids. The record is from RefSeq and is a predicted model, not a curated record.